Molecule: messenger RNA, 1993 nt
Organism: Stegodyphus dumicola
Lineage: Eukaryota; Metazoa; Arthropoda; Arachnida; Araneae; Eresidae
Product: scoloptoxin SSD14-like
Biological process (GO): glutathione catabolic process
Cellular component (GO): plasma membrane
Molecular function (GO): glutathione gamma-glutamate hydrolase
Source: RefSeq, a predicted model, not a curated record
AAUGUUGUGUUGAUAUUUAACUGCAAUUUUAGCUGGUAGAUUGCGUCAUAGUUUUUGUUUACCGGUGCGAGCAGAAACUUUUUAGAUGUGCAAAUAAAUAUAUAACCUAUUUAAAUACGUUACAUAUAAUUAUUUUCAUAUAAGCAUCGAAAUUUUAUUUGAAAUGAUACGUGAACAAUCCGUAAGUAGGUCUACUCAUGGGUCAUACGUGCAACUCAGCACCUUUGACGACAAGGAAAAUACCUUCGUGCAAAAUAAAUCAUCGUUUCCGUCUAUUAUUCCUUAUAAACGGUGUAUAUGUACCAAAAGAGAUGCGAUUAUUGUCUCAGUCACCUUAGUUGCAGCUUUCAUUUUAAUAACAACAUCAUUAGCUCUUGGAUUGCCAAAAAUAUAUGAAAAAAGGCAGCAGUAUUUAGAUACUUCAUUUCCUGAAUCGUCAUCUCCACUCCUCACUUUUGAUAAAGCUGUAGUUGUAACAGAUGGAAAGCCUUGUGCAGCUAUUGGAAAAAAUAUUCUUGAAAAGAAUGGAACUGCUGUUGAUGCUGCUUUGGCUGCCUUAUUUUGUGAUGGAGUUGUCAAUCCACAGAGUAUGGGAUUUGGUGGUGGCUUUCUUAUGACAAUAUAUAUCAGAGAAAAUAAAACUUCUGCUGUGAUUGAUGCACGAGAGAGUGCUCCAAAAAAUGCUGAUAAAGAUAUGUUCAAGGGCAAUUCAACUUCAUCUCAAGAGGGAGGACUUUCUGUAGCAGUUCCUGGGGAACUAAGAGGUUACAAAAUGGCUCAUGAAAAGUAUGGAAAGUUACCAUGGAAAUCACUAAUUGAACCUUCAAUUAAAAUUUGCAAUGAUGGCUUUGAAGUAUCUAAACAUUUAGCAAAAUAUCUGCAAAAAGUUAAGAAGCGAAUAUUAGCUGAUAAUUCCAUGAGGGAAGAAUUUUUGAAUAAUGCAACAAAUGAUUUAUAUAAAGAAGGAGAAAUAUUGAAACGUCCUGUUUUAGCAAGGACAUUAAAUGAGAUAGCUGAAAAGGGUGCAGAUGUUUUAUAUACUGGUGAUCUACACGAAAAUUUCCUAAAGGACAUAUCAGAUUGUGGUGGCAUAAUUACCAAAGAAGACCUUGCUGAUUAUCAACCUAAAUUAAAGCCAGCCGUGAAAUUAGAACUUGAAGGUGCUGAGAAAUUGUUUUUGCAUUCUGUACCUCCUCCUGGUAGUGGAGUCAUUCUGUCUUUCAUUUUGAAUAUUUUAAGUAAUUACAACAUGACUGCUGAUGAUUUUAUGGCUACUGAUAGUGCUGUUCUCAUGUAUCAUCGAAUAACAGAAGCAUUUAAAUUUGCUUUUGCCCACAGAACACAAUUGGGCGAUGAUGCAUUUGUUAAUAUAACUCAAUUAGUUUCUAAUUUAGUAUCUAGGGAUUAUGCUUCAUCCAUAUGGCGACAGAUAUCUGAUGAGAAAACACAUCCAACUUCAUUUUAUAAGCCUGAGAUGGAAGUGACAAAUGAUCGUGGCACUGCUCAUGUAUCUGUUGUAGCAGCCAACGGAGAUGCGGUGUCAGUAACAAGUACUAUAAACACCUACUUUGGGAGUUUAUGUAGAUCACCAUCGACUGGCAUUAUAUUAAAUAAUGCUAUGGAUGACUUUUCAUCUCCUAACAUCACAAACUACUUCGGAAUUCCACCAUCUCCUGCAAAUUACAUAGUUCCUGGAAAACGGCCUUUAUCGUCGAUGUGUCCAACAAUUGUUGUAAAUGCUGAUGGAGAUGUCCAUAUGGUUGUUGGUGGUGCUGGUGGUACACGCAUUAUUACUGCUUCUGCUUUGAGUAUGUUUCGAACAUUGUGGUUAUCUGAAGACAUAAAAAGGGCCACUGAUGCUCCUCGUUUUCAUCAUCAACUAUUUCCUAAUCAAAUAGAAUAUGAAGAAAGUUUUCCUAAGGUAUACUAUUUUACUUUAAUUACUCUGUCCCUAAAGUCUGAAUUGAAAUUCUUCUAAAUUUAAGUAGAUAUG